CGCGGUGAGUUCUCUGACGGCCCCAGCCAGGGAAUUUCAAUUUGAAACCCAGCGGAGGGUGGAGGCGACGGGCGCGGAGAACCGGCGUUCGAGGCUGGAGCGGGACGCGUCCCCGGGGCGAGCUAGCUCGAGAGGGGCGGUGUCUGGGUUGUACUUUGUCACGGCUGUUUUCCCCUCCACUGCCCGGCUGUACUUACAUUGGAUUUUCCAGUCGAGUCCCCUGUGCUGUUGUCAAGGUGAAACUGAGUUCCAAUAUUCAAUCUUAGCUGCUUGAAUUGUUACCUUGUAAGCUGUAACCAUGACUACUGAAGUUGGCGCUGCGUCUGAAGUGAAGAAGGGCUCUGACCAGGCGGGAGCAGAUGCCCCCAAGGAGAAAGCUAAAGAAGUAGAAAAUGAGCAGACUCCGGUCUCUGAGCCCGAGGAGUUGAAAGGGUCCCAGUCGGGUCCUACAGUUGAAAGCCAAAGCAGCCCCCGCCGGCGGAAGCGAGGGAAGGACGCGGCCGAGAACAGGGGCAUCGCUCGCUUCAUACCCCCCUGGCUUAAGAAGCAGAAGUCUUACAAUUUAGUAGUAGCCAAAGAUGGAGGAGAUAAAAAAGAGCCUACUCAAGCUGAUGUGGCAGACCAGAUCUUAAACAAAGAGGAAUCCCUUCCUGAAGAAGAGAGUCGGGCCAAGGGCGAUGCAGAAGAGAUGGCUCAGAGGAAGCACCUGGAGGUGAAGGUGGAGGUCAGGGAAGACACCCCAGCCUUGAAAAGCAGCGCUGAGACCCAGCCUGCUGAAGAAGUGAAGAAGGACAAGGAGGAGGAACCAAUCCAAGAUGCACAGGAAGAGAAACUGGAAGGCGACGUAGCCAGAAGGGAGACGAAGGAAGUGCAGACAAGCGAGCCGAAAGCAGAGGUGGCCUCUCAGAAAGCCACCAAGAAGACCAAGACUGUCCUGGCCAGAGUGACCCUCCUAGAUGGCACGGAAUACAGCUGUGACCUGGAGAAACGUGCGAAGGGACAAGCGUUGUUCGACAGAGUGUGCGAGCACCUGAACCUCCUGGAGAAGGACUACUUUGGACUUGUAAUUCAGGAGCAUCCUGAGCAGAAAAACUGGCUAGAUCCUGCAAAGGAAAUAAAGAGACAGCUGAGAAAUCUUCCCUGGCUGUUCACUUUUAAUGUGAAAUUUUAUCCUCCGGAUCCUUCUCAGCUGACUGAAGAUAUCACCAGAUACUUCUUGUGCCUUCAGCUGAGGCAGGACAUCGCCUCUGGCCGCCUGCCCUGCUCCUUCGUGACCCAUGCCCUCUUGGGGUCCUACACCCUGCAGGCUGAACAUGGGGACUAUGACCCAGAAGAAUAUGACAGUAUUGAUCUCAGUGACUUCCAUUUUGCCCCGGCCCACACCAGGGAGCUGGAGGAAAAGGUGGCAGAACUGCAUAAAACCCACAGGGGCUUAUCUCCAGCACAAGCUGAUUCUCAGUUCUUAGAAAACGCAAAGAGGCUUUCCAUGUACGGCGUUGACCUGCAUCAUGCCAAGGACUCAGAAGGAGUGGACAUCAGGCUGGGCGUGUGCGCUAACGGACUUCUCAUUUACAAGGACAGACUGAGGAUCAAUCGUUUUGCUUGGCCGAAGAUCUUGAAAAUUUCCUAUAAGCGCAGCAAUUUCUACAUUAAAGUUAGACCAGCAGAGCUGGAACAGUUUGAGAGUACCAUUGGAUUCAAACUGCCAAACCACCGGGCGGCUAAAAGGCUAUGGAAAGUGUGUGUGGAGCACCACACGUUCUACAGGCUUGUGUCUCCAGAGCAGCCACCAAAGACCAAGUUCUUGACCCUGGGGUCCAAGUUCCGCUACAGCGGCCGCACACAGGCCCAGACCCGAGAAGCAAGUACCCUCAUAGACAGGCCAGCACCACAGUUUGAGCGCGCUUCUAGUAAACGUGUCUCAAGGAGCCUAGAUGGAGCCCCGAUUGGCGUUGUGGACCAAAGUCUUGUGAAGGAUUUCCCAGGCCCUCCUGGGGAGGGAUCAGCGCCUGGCCCUGGAGUCACCAUCCAGGAUGGCCGGAGGGACAGCAGAAGUCCAACAAAAGCCACGCCCCUGCUCGCUGAGGGAAAGAAAAAUACCUUGAGAGUAGCCGGGGAUAAUAUUUAUGUCAGACAUAGCAAUUUAAUGUUGGAGGACCUGGACAAGGCCCAGGAGGCCAUUCUGAAACACCAGGCUAGCAUUAGUGAGCUCAAGCGCAGUUUCAUGGAGUCCAUACCUGAGCCUCGCCCCAGUGAAUGGGAGAAGCGGCGUGUCACACCUCUGUCCUUCCAGACCCAAGCGAGAAAAGGCCAGGAUGUCUUCAGGGAUGUCCUGUCCGCGAAGGAGAAGUACCUGACGGCGGCCACCCAGACGUCCGAAGCGGCGGCAGCUCGGGUGCACAAGACUCGUCCUCCCACGCCCACGCCGGAAGGGCCUUGCUCUGGAGCCGGGGACGCGGUUAAGAGUUCACAUGAGACUCUGAAUGUAGUGGAGGAGAAGCGGGCAGAGGUUGGGAAAGACGAAAGCGUAAUCGCCGAAGAGAUGAAUGGUAAAGAGCUGUCACCGGGGAGUGGUCCUGGGGAGAGUCGUAAGGUGGAGCCUGGGGCCCACAGAGACUCCACCUCCCUGUCUUCUGAGAGCAGCAGCAGCAGCAGUGAGAGUGAGGAGGCCGUGGGAGAGUACCAGCCCCACCACCGAGUGACCGAGGGCACCAUAAGGGAAGAGCAGGAGUGUGACGAAGAGCUGGAGGAAGAGCCCGGCCGAGGCGCCAAGGUAGUAGAGAGGGAGGCAGCCAUGCCCGAAGCCAUCCCAGACAGACAAGCAGGGGCCAGCGAGCUCCCAGUAGAAACAGAGGCCCAGGAAAAUGUAGUUGCCCAAAAGUUCCCUGGAGAGAAGGGUGCCCAGGGAGGCACCACUGAGCAAGCCGUGCGAGAAGAAGCGGAGGCCGACCAGCACAGAGUUAACGGAGAGGUGCCCCACCUUGACAUUGAUGGUUUGCCAGAGAUUAUUUGUUGUUCUGAGCCACCAGUGGUAAAAACAGAGAUGGUAACAAUUUCUGACGCCUCACAAAGGACAGAGAUCUCCACCAAGGAAGUCCCCAUUGUUCAAACUGAGACCAAAACCAUCACAUAUGAGUCUCCGCAGAUUGACGGCGGGGCUGGUGGUGAUUCGGGCGUGUUACUGACCGCACAAACCAUCACAUCUGAGUCCGCGUCAACAACGACAACCACACACAUCACCAAGACUGUGAAAGGCGGGAUCUCCGAAACACGAAUUGAGAAGCGCAUUGUGAUCACAGGGGACGCAGCUCUGGAUCACGAUCAGGCGUUGGCCCAGGCCAUACGGGAAGCCAGAGAGCAGCACCCUGACAUGUCUGUCACAAGGGUGGUAGUGCACAAAGAGACAGAGUUGGCGGAGGAGGGAGAAGAGUAAGAAAGUCUUUUUUAAACAACAUUUAACUUCAUGAAUCUGAAGAACUUUGACCAUUCCAAGUCUUAACGCCACACCACUACUACAGCAAAAUUGUGCUCCAACUGAUGAUAACAAUGACCAGAAGCCUGAAGAAUUAAAAUGCCAACAGCAUUCCUAAUAUAUUAUUUGUUGUAUAACCACUUCUAGACACCCCACUCCCCUUUCCCUAUUACUCUUUUUUUUGUAAUUCUGUUUUUUUAUUAGGGUUUGUAUUUGUUUCCUUUCCCUACCUGCGUUUUUGACUCAUUUGCUCAAAUGACGGUGAACCAAGCCGGCCAGGCUGGCGAGGUGCUGUUCACCCGAACAGGUGCUGUUAUGUGGAAAGGAGACUCGUGACUAAUUUAGGUAGCAGUUUUCAUUCAAGAUUGUCUCCAAUUCUUUCAGCUUUCAGACUGCAGUAGCGAUACUGCAUGAGAACAUAUUAAUACCGAUUAAAAGCAUUUCUUACAUCCUGACAUUUUUUUCUAAUAUUAGGGAGUUUCUCUAUGGAUGAUUUUUAUAUUGACCUUGGACCAUCCAGUCCUUUGGCUUUGUACUCAGUAGAGUCAGAGACUCUCUGGACUGGAGAACUACGAAUUGACCACUUUGACCACGUACUGUGUCAGAGGCCAUGGCCCCCAGUGCAGUACUUCUCAGACAUGCACUUGACCACAGCAUUCCAGAACAGGGCGAACCACACCCUGUGCCACACCCUUCUACUAAAGAAAACCAGGCAGCUUCAAGCCUUAGAGGUUUCUUUUUUAACCUUCCCUGUUCCAAUUCUCCCAGUGUCUAAUCACUUGAGUAUAGCACUUGCUUUGUAUGAAACGUCUCUGUCUCCAAGUCAACUGACCCUUCGCUACUGAGCAGGUGUGUCUCUGGCAUGGCUUGAUGACUUGUAGCGUUGAAGAGGUUGGGGACAGUGGGCGUGUUGUUGGUUGUAAGAAAGCUACUCCGUGUAAAGCUGACCCGAGAACUGAUAGGAGUUCAUUAACUGUAUUGGACAUUUGCCUCAUUUGCUUUUGACUCUAUGUAUAGUUAUGGUGCCAGAUUAGAUUUAUUGCAGCUUCAAGUUGUAUUAAAUGAUAUUUUGCUUUAUGUAAUACUGUUAUAAAAAAUAAAAGUUUGUUUAUUCUAUAAA
This is a messenger RNA of Apodemus sylvaticus (European woodmouse), 4592 nucleotides long. RefSeq names its product erythrocyte membrane protein band 4.1 like 2 (gene Epb41l2). NCBI's taxonomy places the organism in Eukaryota, Metazoa, Chordata, Mammalia, Rodentia, Muridae. The transcript is spliced from 23 exons. Bases 299 to 3433 code for a protein of 1044 amino acids. Gene Ontology annotation, biological process: cortical actin cytoskeleton organization. Gene Ontology annotation, cellular component: cytoskeleton; plasma membrane. The record is from RefSeq and is a predicted model, not a curated record. Gene Ontology annotation, molecular function: structural molecule activity; actin binding.